This is a messenger RNA of Thermothelomyces thermophilus ATCC 42464, 2680 nucleotides long. RefSeq lists its product as uncharacterized. The record is from RefSeq and is a predicted model, not a curated record. Gene Ontology annotation, biological process: monoatomic ion transport; transmembrane transport. Gene Ontology annotation, molecular function: monoatomic ion channel activity. The transcript has 3 exons. Lineage: Eukaryota; Fungi; Ascomycota; Sordariomycetes; Sordariales; Chaetomiaceae. Gene Ontology annotation, cellular component: membrane. Bases 378 to 2285 code for a protein of 635 amino acids.
UAAACCAGCAUCAGACCCCGGAGAACCCCCCGCCAAACAGCGACGUCAUCCGAUUUCAAUGGCAGCUGAAACCAAACGUUCUGUUGGCCGCGCCAGCGACGCCAACAAGGCCAAAAGCUGGCGCCAUUGGCAGCUAUGAACGCCUAAAGCGCGGGGAGCCGGCUUCACCUUCCCUUUUAUUCAUUCACCUUCUCGCUUCUUCCAACUUCAAUUUCUCACGACGAUUCUUCGUUCAUCAAAAAGCUCCGUCGUCUCCUCUAGAACGUCGAUAGCGGCCAAUUCGGAGCUCCGACAACUUCUAGUCCGUCCACCGCAUCUCAGGGAGGGUUUGGGCAGUACGUGCUUGUACUGUCUUGCGUUUAUCGGCCACCCCCAGAAUGCCCGGGCAAGCAUGGAGUCGCUUCCUUGGCUUGAAUCACCCAAGCCGCGGCCAUCACGACCGCAACGGCUGGUGGGACGAGUCGAGACAACGACUUCUCCCAACCUACCGCGACGAGUCCGUGCAGUCGGCGAUUCCAGCCCAGAAAGUCACCGAAGUGGCGCUCCGCAUCCGCCACCUGAUUGAAGAGUGCGUCCCAUGUGAGCUCAAGGAGAGCCAAAUCACGUCCCCGCACAGCAAGGUCAUCAGCCCCAAGGUCAUCCAGGCCGCCAAGGAAGCAGGCGGCCGCGAGCACGGCGCCUGUGUUGUGUUUUGCCUGCUCGUCAACAAGAGCUGGUGGUGUCACCAGGCGCUGCUGGAGCUGUGGGAUGCCGACCUCCACUACCUCCGAGCCACGGCCUGCGAAGUCAUCGCCAAGAAGAUCAUCGAGUCCGAGAACACCGAGUACCUCUUGCACUCGGUCCUGCUCAAGCGCUACUCCAUCCUAGUCGACGGCCGACCUACCCAUCCCGUCAAUGUCAUUGAGAAGGCGGUCGACUUGCACGCCCUGCGCGUCAUCGGCUCUUCGGGCUACCAGAAGUGCAUUAACCACCUCUGGCGCGGAUGGCUGGUCCAGGACGAGAACGACCCGGCCUCCUUUGUCGACUACAGGGACAAAGACAACACGUCCUACAUCGCGCACCUGGAUCCCGACCGCAUGCGCUCGCCCAUGUACCAGAACGCCACCCAGAUGCUCAUGUCCUUUAUCUAUCUCGCCCUGUACACGGUCGCCAUGAACACCGUCAACGAAGACGGCGGCAUCGACCCGGUCGAGGUUCUUCUCUACCUCUUCACCCUGGGCUUCAUCUGCAGCGACGUCACCAAGUUCUGGAAGGCGGGCUACUACAUCUUCAACUUCUGGAAUGCUUUCAACUCGCUGCUCUACGGCCUGCUGGUCACCAGUUUUGCCCUCCGCUGCAUGGCCCUCAGCCACCCCCAGGGCGACCCGGACGGGCUGCGGCAUCGCUUCAGCACCCUGAGCUACAGCUUUCUCGCCGUAAGCGCGCCGAUGUUCUGGGCCAGGCUGCUGCUAUAUCUCGACAGCUUCCGCUUCUUCGGCGCCAUGCUGGUCGUUCUCAAGGUCAUGAUGAAGGAGUCCAUCAUCUUCUUUGCCCUUCUGGCCUUUCUCGUCGUUGGUUUUCUGCAGGCCUUCGUGGGACUCGACUAUGCCGACGAUCGGGCGGUUGAGGACAUUAUGUUUAUCGUCCAGUCCAUGGCCAACACCGUGAUGCAGUCCCCCGACUUCAGCGGCUUCGAGAGGUUUCAGCCCCCGUUCGGCUUGAUCCUUUACUACUGCUUUACCUUUGUCGUCAUGGUCAUCCUGCUCAACAUCCUGAUUGCGCUGUACAACUCGGCCUACGAAGACAUCUACGAGAACGCCAACGACGAGUACCUAGCCAUGCUUGCCCAAAAAACCAUGACUUUCGUCCGCGCCCCGGACGAGAACGUCUUUAUCCCGCCCUUCAACCUCAUCGAAACCUUUAUCUUGGUUCCCUUCCUCGAGUGGUGGAUGGACAAGAAGACGUACAAGCGCAUCAAUGACAUUGUCAUGGGCAUCAUCUACUCCCCCCUCCUACUCAUCUCUGCCUACUUCGAGACGCGAUGGGCCCGAGAGAUCCUGGUGAACCGUGCCCGCGGCGACGCCGACGACGACACGGUCGAGGAGUGGGAACAAAUGUUGGGGCAGCUAGACUUCGAGUCGGAUGGCUGGAAGAAGCAGGUCGAUGCCGCCAAGAGCAACCUCGACGAGGACCCCGCAGUCUCCGAAGUCAAGAAGCUCAGGGAAGAAGUGGAUAAGUUGAAAGACAUCAUUCUCUCUCUCCGCAACGCGCUGGGAAAAGGUGACGCCCAGGGGAUCGAAAGCUGAGCACAAACCGUUGUGCUACAACUCUUGCGUGGUUGAUCAACCAUCAGGCCAGGCAGUGGAUGGGUGAUGGAAUGCAAGCUGUACGUACCAGGGAUUGGAAGUAAACGCUGGGUGGACCAGUGGGGCUUGGUGGCCAGCACUCUUGAACGUGAAGAUUGUCGUCGACAGGGAAUUAUAUAGUUCAUGGAGAUAAUGCCCAAACCCACGCGCCAUGUCACCAGCCUCGUUGCAGAGGCCCGUACACUGUUCCCUGUUAUCUAAGGUAGGUUGUAGAUAUGUACACACCAGGCUUGGAAUCUCGGAGCAUAGUCUAGGGUUCGUGGGCUCGGAAGAACCUGUCUCAUCCCUACAUAAACCCUACAUGCCUAAACCUCAAGGGCGGAAGAGGGGGGGGG